Molecule: messenger RNA, 954 nt
Organism: Solanum lycopersicum (tomato)
Lineage: Eukaryota; Viridiplantae; Streptophyta; Magnoliopsida; Solanales; Solanaceae
Product: putative cytochrome c oxidase subunit 5b-like
Biological process (GO): mitochondrial electron transport, cytochrome c to oxygen
Cellular component (GO): mitochondrial envelope
Source: RefSeq, a predicted model, not a curated record
CGAGUACACGCUUCCCUUGAGAGAAAUUCGAUACGAGUGAGUCAACCUUGGCCGAAGCCGCCGGCCAGUGGCACCCUUAUUUGCCAUUUCAUUUCCACAAAAAAGAGAAGAUACAGAGCGUUGAUAAGAACAAGUCUCCAUCUAUAUACACACACAGGGGCUGACCUGAGAUCCAACUGAACACACACUAUGUCGAGAAAACUCUCUUCGCACCUCCGAACCCUACACCUACUUCGAUCUACUCCCAAAACCAAUUCAUUCGCCGCCGCCGCCGCCGCCACCACCUCCGUAUCUUCUUCUCAAUCUCCGGCAGCCUUCCGUUCGUCGGUCACUUUCUUCCCUCGCCACUUCAGUACCGUAUCAGAGAAUGUUGUUAAGAAAGUGGAGGAUGUAAUGCCGAUUGCAACUGGUCAUGAGCGUGAGGAGCUUGAAGCUGAGCUCCAAGGAAGGGAUAUUCUUGACAUUAACUUUCCUGAAGGUCCUUUUGGUACAAAGGAAGCGCCUGCUGUUGUCAAAUCCUACUAUGAUAGAAGAGUUGUAGGAUGCCCUGGAGAUGAAGGAGAAGAUGAGCAUGAUGUUGUUUGGUUCUGGCUCGAGAAGGGCAAGCCACAUGAAUGCCCAGUAUGCUCACAGUAUUUUGUGUUGGAAGUGGUUGGACCUGGAGGACCUCCUGAUGGACAUGGCAGUGAUGAUGAGGGUCAUCAUUGAUAGUCCGUCUUGCAAUUUUUUGUCGGAAUAAAUUUGGUUGAGACAAUGAGAGAUUACUCGUUUUAUAAACUGAUGAUUCAAAGCUGUGUUCUUUCUUUGCCUUUACUGGAUUAUUGUUCUUAUGCUUGCUGUGGUAGCACUGAAGUUGAAUAUUUUUGCUUAUAUAUUUUAUACAAUUGACAUGUAUGUCGUGGUCUACUUGAAAUAUAGACCCAGUUUCUUCCAAAUGCAUAGUUCAAUAAUCAA